UUUUUCUUUUCUGCAUUUUGAAGAGCCACUAAAGGGCUUGGUUAAAACCCUAACAGAAUGGGUGUGUCCUCUGUUUCGUCACUGUCACGUUACAUCCCCUUAUUGGUUCUGCUACUUCCGGAUUCUUCCUCUCGAUCGAAAUCCACAACAGACGAAACCAACACCACAAUGAAUCGGUAUUUCGAUUAGACUGCGGGAGAGUUACUCUCCCCAAAUUACUUUGUGUUUUUCCAAACUGAUUGCCUCCAGUUUCGCCGUGAAGAAUUCCCCGAGCAACCGUCGUCUGUCAAAAGUCGAGGAUUAGUUUGCUCGGAGCGAAUAGCAGCCAUGAUGGCGUCUAGCUACAACGCUAAGGAAGAGGUGGACGGACACCACCCGGGAUCUUCGAAUCACGGUGGGACUGGACCCAUCAACAGCAAAAAACCCGACAACACGGCGUUCAAACAGCAGAGACUACCAGCUUGGCAGCCCAUCCUGACAGCAGGCACCGUGCUGCCAGCUUUCUUCGUUAUCGGCCUCAUCUUCAUCCCCAUCGGUAUCGGCUUGUAUGUGACCUCGAACAACAUUAAAGAGUUCGAGAUUGAUUACACCGGCGCCGAGCCCAACAGUCCGUGUUACGUCUGCGCCCAGAACUUCAGCUGGAACAGCACGACGCCAUGCUUCUGCACGGUGAACUUCACAUUACAGCAGCCGUUUGAGAACAACAUCUAUAUGUACUACGGCUUGUCCAACUUCUAUCAGAACCACAGACGCUACGUGAAGUCCAGAGAUGACAAGCAAUUGAACGGUGAUUCGAAGGCUUUAGAGGAACCAAGCAGUGAUUGUGAGCCAUACCGUAAGAGUGGGGGAGCGCCCGUUGCACCGUGUGGAGCCAUAGCUAACAGCCUUUUUAACGACACUCUGGACCUGUCGUAUGUUGAAACCAAUGGCACCUCGACUCCAAUUGAACUGCAGAAGAGCGGCAUUGCUUGGUGGACAGACAAGCAUGUGAAGUUCAAGAAUCCCCCUGGAAGUAACCUAAGUGUUGCUUUUCAAAACACAGUCAAGCCUGUGAACUGGAGGAGGCCGGUGUACGAGUUGGACCCGUCGAAUCCCGACAACAACGGGUUUAUCAACGAGGACUUGAUCGUGUGGAUGCGCACGGCCGCUCUGCCCACCUUCCGGAAGCUCUACCGCAUUAUACCCAAGAAAUCGGGCGCCGUCUCAACUCUACCCAGUGGGAGUUACAGCUUGAGAAUUGCUUACAAUUACCCCGUGCUCAGCUUUGACGGACGCAAGCGGAUGAUCUUGAGCACCAUCUCCUGGAUGGGGGGGAAGAACCCCUUCCUGGGCAUCGCCUACAUCACGGUGGGCUCCAUCUGCUUCUUCCUGGGCAUCGUUCUGCUCAUCAUCAACCACAAAUACGGCAACCGCAGCAGCAGUGCAGAAAUUCCAAACUGAACGGCUCCCGUGUCGUGUUCUCACGUCUCUGCUUGCGCCGCUGACCCUGAAGGGUCUGUUCUGGACUGCCUGUCGGUGUGGAUGCACUGUGAUCGCAGAAGAGUUCAAGCGUCUCAUCGCAUAGCUUUUGUUGUUUGUGUGUUGUCGCACGCGUUCCCGUGUGUUUUAGCUCCAAGCUGAUUGAUAAGCUYGUCACUUUUUUUCGUUGGUUUUUUUUGAAUCAUUUAUUUAUCUACGUGUUAUCAGAUUAGUUUUAUUUAAGCAAUGCUUGGCUAAAGGCUGUUUUGAAGGUUGUAUGUAUUCUUGAAUGCAAAUGUUUGUCCAUGUUCUGAAACGUGUCCUGCUGAUGAAUGUAACAUCUUACCUCUGGUUUUUAGGAUGACCUUGGUUACAAAAUGGUUCAUUUUUGCUUGUCUGCUGUUGAAAAACGAUAAACAUUGAUAUAUAACUGCAAGUAUUUAACCCUAGGAGUGACAUAUUUGACGAAAAUAUAUAUUUUACAUUUACACUAAGUCUUCAGUAGGAAACAUCACAUUUAACUGUUAAAUUCAGUAUUCCUAAUUCCAGGACCUUUUGACCAUAUUUUUUGCAAGUUACAUGACAUUACAUUACAUUUAAUCAUUUUAUAGUUUAGUCUGAGUGAUAAAUCGUCUAACUAGUUGACCAAAUAAUAUGCACUUUACAGGCAUCUCAUUUGAUACUUUAACACCUUGUUUCACCUGAUUUUCUUUGUCACAUGUUUCAGAUUUGAUACAGAUUUUAAAAAAGCUUAUUUCAAUUUUAGAUUCUUGGGUUUUAUAAGGUUUCUGUGGUCCAAAUAAAGAAGUCCUUCUUUA
Messenger RNA from Austrofundulus limnaeus, 2276 nucleotides. RefSeq names its product cell cycle control protein 50A. The coding region runs from base 328 to 1440 and encodes 370 amino acids. The transcript is spliced from 7 exons. The record is from RefSeq and is a predicted model, not a curated record. Gene Ontology annotation, biological process: phospholipid translocation. Gene Ontology annotation, cellular component: Golgi apparatus; plasma membrane; endoplasmic reticulum. NCBI's taxonomy places the organism in Eukaryota, Metazoa, Chordata, Actinopteri, Cyprinodontiformes, Rivulidae.